AUGCCAAGUGUUCAACAAAAUCCAUCCGACAAAGACACAGAAACAUUUGUUGAAACUGAUCCAACUGGAAGAUAUGGAAGAUACGAUGAAUUACUUGGAGCUGGUGCUUGUAAAAAAGUCUAUAAAGCAUUUGAUAAUGAAGAAGGAAUAGAAGUAGCAUGGAAUCAAGUUAAGCUCAGAAAUUUCAGCAAUGACCCUGCAAUGAUUGAAAGACUUUACUCUGAAGUGAGACUUCUUAAAAACAUGACAAACAAAAACAUCAUUGCACUUUACAAUGUUUGGAGGGAUAAGGAGCAUAACACACUGAAUUUCAUCACUGAGGUUUGUACAAGUGGGAAUUUGAGGGAGUAUAGGAAGAAACAUAAACAUGUUUCUCUUAAGGCUUUGAAGAAGUGGUCUAAACAAAUAUUGGAAGGGUUGAAUUAUUUGCAUGUUCAUGAUCCUUGUAUCAUCCAUAGAGACCUCAAUUGCAGUAAUGUGUUUGUCAAUGGAAAUACUGGCCAGGUUAAGAUUGGUGACUUAGGUUUGGCAGCAAUUGUGGGAAAGAACCACUCAGCACAUUCAAUUCUAGGCACACCGGAAUUUAUGGCACCAGAGCUAUAUGAAGAGAAUUACACAGAAAUGGUAGACAUAUACUCAUUUGGAAUGUUAGUAUUAGAGAUGGUGACACUUGAAAUUCCAUAUAGUGAAUGUGACAAUGUUGCAAAGAUAUACAAGAAGGUGACUUCAGGUGUGAGACCACAAUCCUUGAACAAGAUAAAAGAUGCUGAAGUCAAGACUUUCAUCGAAAAGUGUCUUGCUCAAUCAAGGGCUAGACCUUCUGCUGAGGAAUUGCUAAAGGAUCCUUUUUUUGAUGAUGUAGAGUACGAUGAAAACGACGAUGUUGAUUACUAA
Messenger RNA from Medicago truncatula (barrel medic), 894 nucleotides. Its product is annotated as probable serine/threonine-protein kinase WNK11. The coding region runs from base 1 to 894 and encodes 297 amino acids. Lineage: Eukaryota; Viridiplantae; Streptophyta; Magnoliopsida; Fabales; Fabaceae. Gene Ontology annotation, molecular function: protein kinase activity; ATP binding. The transcript is spliced from 2 exons. Gene Ontology annotation, biological process: protein phosphorylation. The record is from RefSeq and is a predicted model, not a curated record.